AUGCCGUCGACAGCCGCCGUCCACGCACCCGUCUCUCACCACCUUGGCUCCACCCUAUCAAAGCAGCACGUGCCGCUAAGGAGCGUCGGAAUCGCCGCUGGUUCUGCUAGGAACAUGCAGACGGUAUUCGAGGAUGAGGAUAAUUGGCUCCUGUCGUACCUAGCUUCCACGUCGGUGGGCAAAGACCCGCGCCUGAACGCGGCCACCGUUAAGGCGGCUUCCCCACCCGUCGUCGCCACCACCGCCGCCGCCGCCUCCGCUCCCGUAUCUGCGGGAGCUGACGUUUCGUCUUCUCCGCUCGCUCCGCCCGCCGACGCCGCCGCGGAGUUGCCCCGCGGAACCUCCCCUCCGCGCGCAGCUACCGCAAGUAACGGCGCGGCGCACAAGCUACCAGACACUUCCGCCGAUGAUUCGUCAAUUUCAGGCGCAGCUACCGCCGCAACCGGUGCAACUGCCGCUGCGGCGGACCCGCCAGUGACGUCCCUCGCCGCGCAACAGCAGCAACCGCUGCCACCAACCGUGAAACUCCCCAAAUCCCAAAGCGCCGCUCCCCGAUUCCGUUCGCUCGUACCCGCCGCCGACGAGGGAACGACUUUUGUUGACCCUGAUGUCGCAGCAGCAGCAGCCGCCUCGGCAGCAGCGGUUUCCGCCAUCGCCGCCGCAGUCAGCGGCGCGUCAAUGAAAUCUCCUCCGGAGAGCUUUAACGAUUGGGUGGCGGGAGCAGGGCGCAAGUAUCGCCGCCACUCGACCGCGGCCUCCCCUUCUGCUGCGCCAGGCGCGGGUUUCGGCGCGGGCGCAGGAGCAGGUGCGGGUGGCGCGUCCGCGUUUCAAGGCGACCUGCUGGGUCAGGGCGUAUCCAUGGCUGCCGACGCAGCGGCAGCCACGGGUGCUGCGGGAAGGCGGAGGCGGUCGAGUGUCGGGCGCGUGUCGAUGAGUGGACGGCGACAGUCCAUGGAUUAUUCCGAGCUCGACGCUAUCAGGGAAAGACUCCUCCACGCGGCCCAUCUGUGGGCGGUAGCCGCGCCUGACGAGUGUGAGGAGGAUGAUGAGGAGGACGAGGAUGCAUCGGUAACUGUCAAGGUUGACCCACCCAUGGCUCGAUCAGGCCUAGGCCUGUCUGCAGCUACUGUUGACAAGCUUUCCGGCUCCUCAAAAGCAGGAGAGGUGCUGAAGACUGAGUCUGAUAAGGCGCGCGGAGAGAAGCUGGGAGGCGAGACCGCGGCUCGAGGUGCGGAUGGAGGGGGCGGAUCUCCUGAAAGUGCAGCCAGUGGUGCGCUUAUGACACGCCGCAGAGGGGGAAGCACUGAAGGGAUUGUAGGCAGUUUCGAGGAUGGUAUGGGCGGGAAUGGGAGUGGCAGUGGAGGGGGAGGGUCUGGCAAGCUGCUGUCCAGUCAGGCUGCUAUGAUAGAGGCCAACAGGGAUCCCACCAAGUCCCCUUCGUCUUUCAUCAAGAAAUGGAUGAAGGGACCGAGUGGGUUGGGGAAGUGA
Messenger RNA from Closterium sp. Naga37s-1, 1488 nucleotides. NCBI's taxonomy places the organism in Eukaryota, Viridiplantae, Streptophyta, Zygnematophyceae, Desmidiales, Closteriaceae. The record is from the annotation of a GenBank genome assembly.